This is a messenger RNA of Pseudogymnoascus verrucosus, 2083 nucleotides long. RefSeq lists its product as uncharacterized. The record is from RefSeq and is a predicted model, not a curated record. NCBI's taxonomy places the organism in Eukaryota, Fungi, Ascomycota, Leotiomycetes, Thelebolales, Thelebolaceae. Bases 491 to 2083 code for a protein of 530 amino acids. The transcript is spliced from 3 exons.
CCAUCUUCCUCCCUCUUCCUCUCCUCCUCCUCUUCCCUCCACUUCCUCCUCUUCUUCUUAGGGUUAGUUUGGUUUCUACUAACUUCAGCUGUCAGGGCUGUGCUAUUUAUUGCUGUGCUGUGCUGUACUAUCCUGUGUUUGCUCCCACCUUUCCUCUCUGGGAAACCUAAAUCUCCACAACUCACUCACCUCACUCUGGCUCAACACACACCCUCGUUUCCCCAAUUUUCUUGGCUCUCCUCGUUGCCGUUGCCGUGCUGCCGCUGCUGUCGUCUGUCACAGCCUCAUUCUUUUUCUUCCUCUCUCACUCUUCCUCCUCCUCCUCUUCCAUCAUUGUCGUCGCUGCCUCAUUCUUUCCGUUUCUGGAUAUUUUGACCACCACCACCGCCGCCUCCUCUGACACCACCUCGCACCCCAAGGGACUCGGCAACCCAGAGCCUUGCGCCCUCCCUCUCUCUUCCUCACCACCACCACCACCACAACCACAACAAUGGUCCACCUCCCCCUCCUCACCCUCCUCCUCGCCACCACCCUCACCCCCACCAACGGAUUCAAAUGGACACCCCCCAAAGCCACCCCCGCCGCCGCGCCCCUCCCCUCCAUCGUCCCACGCUUCAAGCCUCCGAAACCGACUCUCGCGCCUGACGCGCCGUAUGAUCUGCUGAACAAGCAUGGAGUUGGGAGACGUGCGGAGAGCUCGACGGGGGCGAUAACGGCGUAUGCGGCGCCGGAUGCUACGUGUGGGUAUUUUGAUGGGAGACCUGGCGCGCCACUACAUUGCGGAACGGCAGAUACGUGUUUUAUGUUCACGUCGGCAGGGGGGAAUGGGUAUAUCGGCUGCUGUCCGAUUGAUGGGCCCUUUGAGCAGUGUGGGUUCAGGACGAAUUGUUUAGAUGCGGCGGAUAUUAAGAAUGGGACGCUUUGUGAUAGUGGGUGUUUGCAUGAUACCUAUACUUUGAAAUGCACCGAAUCCACCGCCCCCUACUGCGCAGCCCUCACCUGGCCCAUGAACGGCGUAGCCGACUACUUCUGCGACAACGACCGCAUCACGACCACCCAAACCCUCUACACCUCCUACCGCGGCCAAACCGACAAAACCUGGUUCACCACCACUAUCUCCUCGUCCUCGUUGACCGCCUCGUCGCACAGCAGCACGUUCACCGACGGUAAUAACGGGUUUAAUGAUGCGCUGGGGCCGACUAGCGAUUCCUCCUCCGACUCCAGCGCGAACCCGACGGGGGGGACGGAUAGUGGCGCGAAUGGCUCGAGUGACCAUUCUACGAGUAAGAGUAAGAAAACUCCUGUUGGUCCUAUUGUAGGCGGUGUCGUUGGCGGGGUCGCUGCCCUCGCGAUAAUAGGACUCCUUAUCUUCUUCCUUCUCCGCCGGAAGCGCGCCGCUGCUGCCGCGUCUGCCGCGUCUGCACCCACUGUCGCCCCGCUACCCCAGGGCGGUGCGCCAGGUCCACAACAGCAGGGUCCACAGGGUCCACCGGCUUAUAUCGCUGAUGCGAAUAAACCCCCGUUGAACCCUAAUACGAAUUCCUAUUACGGACCCCCCGCCCCGCAAGCUGGGUUCGCCGGACAAUAUGGUGGGCCGGAGAUGCAGCAGCAGCAGCAGCAGUAUGCCGUAUCACCGGAGAUGCAACAACAACAGUACCCCCAACAACCACCCCAGCAGGCAGGUGGAUACUUCGACCCCAACACCGGGACCUACUACUCCCCCGUCCCCCAAAGCCAUGGAUCACCCAACCCCACAAGCCCUACCACAACAGCCGUGUCCGGGCAGACAAACGAUGUUAUUAACAGUGCCGGGGGAGUACGAGAUAGUACCGCGACGGGGAGCACGGCGGUGGGAGCGGGCGCGUAUGGGUAUUCGUCCCCUAGACCGGGGUUUAGUGAGAUGAGUGCGAAUAUGGCGGGGGGGCCGUUUCCGAGGGAUCAGCAUGAGGGGACUUUUGAGGUUGAGGGGAGUGGACCGGUGGUUGGAGGGGGAGUGGGGGGAGGGGGGGGAGGGGGAGGGCAGGGGGUGAUUAGGGAGGUUGGGGGGAUUGGGGAGUUGGAGGGGGGGGGGACGGGGAGGUGA